AUGACAGAAAUGGAAAGUUUCACCUUUGUCCAGCAUACUAUCACAUCGUCAUAUAUCCGUGAAUAUACGUACGCAACUGUGCAGGACCAGGGAGAUACGCUUCAGUUGCAUGUCAAGCAGUAUAUUCCUCGAGUCAUAAAACAGGACGCUGCCAAUGCGAUCACCAUAAUUGCGUUCGGUGCUUUAGGCAUGCCUAAAGAGCUUUAUGAGCCUCUUUGGGAGGAGCUGUACCGACAAUCGACCUUCUCGAGCAAGUUCUCCAUUGACAGUAUUUGGAUUGCAGACCUGGUCAACACUGGAAUCAGCGCUACAUUGAACGAAGAAAAGCUUGGAGAUGGUCCGUCCUGGAUUGAGGACUCCAGAGAUAUGUUUCUCCUGAUAAACCUGUUUCGCAACCAAAUGCGUCGUCCCCUGAUAGGCCUCGCGCAUAGUGCUGGUGGUGUCAUUUUGUCGCAUCUGGAUUUCUUCCAUCCACGUCUUUUUCUUCGGUAA
This is a messenger RNA of Talaromyces proteolyticus, 492 nucleotides long. RefSeq lists its product as uncharacterized. Lineage: Eukaryota; Fungi; Ascomycota; Eurotiomycetes; Eurotiales; Trichocomaceae. The record is from RefSeq and is a predicted model, not a curated record. The coding region runs from base 1 to 492 and encodes 163 amino acids. The transcript has a single exon.